AAUCCAGCAGAACAGGUCAUAGCUACAACAUCUGCCAAGGCAAUUAGAUUCAGACCCCGGACUUUAUGACUAUUAUUUUUGCAUGGAAAAUACGUAAGCAGCCAGUGUUCUACCUGCCAACAUAAAACAAAUUGUAGAAGUGGCACGACUAGAUGUGCUGCAUUGGGAGGUGCGGAAUGCUGCAUACAGCCAGGAGACUUUCUGUUCCAGGAAUCUGCCACUCGAUGCUGGAUAUUAUCCCAGCUCCAGGAUUCAUGAGCCUCUUGCUACAAAUGAAAACUAGCCUGGAUAUGUAACUUCCCAAAAGUGCGCAGACCUUAGAUACUGAAUCGAAGAUAAAGCGGCAACUGUGGGAGGAGCUGACAAAUAUAGACUAACUCCAUCAGCAAGAGUUUUCUUCUGGUAUCCUCCAUGAUAAAAUGUCUCCAGUGUUGGCCAAGACAAAACAUUCUUGCCAGAAAUGUGCCGCCAUUGUUGAAAACUGAGUGUAACGCCUCUUGGUUAGAAGUGAUGCACUAUUCCUGAAAGUUCUUCUAAUUUGGGAUAAUAAGAAGAGAACGCCAUCAUGUCAGUCAUAUACAGUGAAGUUGCAGUUGAUGUACCCACCAAUGAUAGCUUUUGGAUGCCGAACAAUUACAGCAGCAGCGUAAAGCGCAUGGAAGAUGGCUACCGGCUGUGUGAUGAUAUUAUAGCCUGCUUCCAAGACAGAGCCAAGAUAGAGAAGCAGUAUUCCCUGCAGAUGGAAGAAUGGGUACGCAAAUGGAAACCAAUAGUGGAUACCAGUCCCAUGUACGGCUCCCUCUUACGCGCCUGGCAGUCCUUCAUGACAGCUACUGAGCGGCUCAGUGAGCUGCACGUGGAGAUCCAGAAGACCCUGAUGACAAAUGACACUGAGAAAAUCCGCAACUGGCAAAAGGAUACGUAUCACCGCAAGAUCUUUGGUGGAUUCAAGGAAUCUUGUGAGAUCGAAAAUGGCUUCCACAAGGCCCAAAAACCAUGGGCUAAAAAGUUAAAAAAGCUUGAGAAAGCGAAAGCAUCUUAUCACAAAGCCUGCAAGAAGGAACAUUUAGCAAGUGUCCGAGAGAACAAUGGAAAGGUAAAUCCGGAACUUUCCUUAGAAAAGCAAAGAAAGCUCACAGAAGAUCACGAAAAAUGUAAAGAGGAUAAAGAAAAGGUAAAGCAAAGAUAUGAGAAAUCCCUACAAGAACUCAAUAAAUAUAAUCCCAAAUACAUGGAGGAAAUGGAAACCGUGUUUGACCAAAGCCAGCAACAGGAGCAGAAGAAAAUACAGUUCUUUAAACAGGCUCUGCACUCUAUACACAAGCACCUGGACAUCACCAAUAAUGAGAGUAUAAUGACGGUAUAUGGCGACCUGAACGAAGCCAUUUUGGCUGUCAGUGACCAGGAUGAUUUGAAGUGGUGGAGGAAUAAACGUGGCCCCGGGAUGUUAAUGAACUGGCCCCAACUGGAGGAAUGGAACCCGGAGGUUGAGCAACAGAUAGUAAAAAAGAAAAAAGUGAAAGAGGAAAAAGUGAAGUUAUAUAGCGUGACACCCACCGAAGGCAGUAUGAAAAAACCUCCAAUAAAUGUCCCCGGAGUGCGGGUACGGGCCGUAUACGAUUAUUCCGGACAGGAAUCUGAUGAGCUCAGUUUUAAAGCAGGUGACGAACUCACAAAGAUUGAAGAUGAGGAUGAACAAGGCUGGUGUAAAGGAGUGACUGAUCAUGGUCAAGUGGGCCUCUAUCCUGCCAACUACGUGGAAGUUAUUACCGGAUAGAGGCUAAAAAGCAAUGAGAUUCAGUAUUUGGUAUAUGACAAUCAGUUCUACAAGAAUUGUACUCAUCAUCUUUACCGAUCCUUAUGCUGGGCUGGGUUUAGGCAAGUAACAUAGGGCGUGAACGUUUCUGGGUUGUUCCAGAUGAAUAGAGGAGUCUGGAUAACCACCAUAAAAAGUUUUGCCCAAAAAUGAUCUUUCCCAUGGGAUUACCACUGCCUGGGUUGUUAACAAUAUUGCCAUUCUAUCUUGCGCUCACCUGUGUUUUAUUUUUUUUUAUCGCAUUUAAGAAAAAAAAAAAUCUUCAUUUUCCGAAGUGUAAAACUGCACAAAUAUCUCAGGAAAAGUCCUGCCUGGCUCAGACCACCUUCAUACCCAGCAUGAUCCACAGUCCUAUGGAUGCUGCAGUAUAAUGUAGUGUGUGCGUUGUGACCGCCUAUUGAGAGCGUAGACUGCUUUUCUUUCUUCAUUUUCUAAAGAAAUGCUAAAGCAAUAGAAAAACAAUAAACCACAUCUAAUUGAAACAACUUGUGUU
Molecule: messenger RNA, 2309 nt
Organism: Hyla sarda
Lineage: Eukaryota; Metazoa; Chordata; Amphibia; Anura; Hylidae
Product: protein kinase C and casein kinase substrate in neurons protein 1-like
Exons: 10
Coding region: 566-1777 (403 amino acids)
Biological process (GO): regulation of endocytosis; cytoskeleton organization; plasma membrane tubulation
Cellular component (GO): cytoplasm; plasma membrane; endosome
Molecular function (GO): phospholipid binding; protein binding
Source: RefSeq, a predicted model, not a curated record